UCGCUGCCGCUUAACGUCACCCGUGCAGCAGUGAACUGGCUCACAAUGAUGGUGUGAGAGCCGCGCGCUGUGACGUUACUUUACUCACGAUUGUCCACCUGACGCCGCAAAGUCCCGACAAAAUCAGAUAGUACCAAUUCUGCCAAGUUGUCACUCGUCGCGACGUCCGAUACAAAGGUAGCGUUAAAACUCAGUGUCCUUUCUGUGUGGCGAGAGAAGCGACGAGUGGUGGAAGAAGAAUCGCUUUUAGCCAGUCAUUGCCAUGGCCUCCGAAAGCGGCGAGAGCAACAUGAACCGUGAGAUGAUUCUGGCUGACUUUCAGGCGUGCACUGGGAUUGAUAACAUAGCGGAGGCAAUCACUGUUUUGGAGUCUAAUAAUUGGGACCUUGUGGCCUCUAUGAAUGGAAUCCUUCCACAAGAAAACGGGAUGAUACAACGGGAGCCCAGCCAGGCCAGCCCGUCGGAAGCAGCUGAUGCAGCAGCAGGAGGUGUUGUUCCUCCACCCUCAUCCUCGCCUUCAUCCUCUUCUCCGCCAUCAUCCUCCUCUGCCUCAGCUUUCUGCCCAAUCAGCCCAUCCUCCCGACACAUCGUAGAGCGUCAGCCACGGAUGAUCAACUUCACUGUGGAGUACCGUCAACGCUCUGUGUCGCUGGUGCUUGAAGAAGCCCACAGUACAGUUGGUAACAUCAAAGAAAUCCUUGGGACACAACUUGGCGUUCCGGUGUCUAAAAUGCAGCUGAAAGGAUGGAAGAAUGGGGAUGUGUCUGAUAGUACAAUGCUGAAAACUUUACAUCUGCCUAAGAACAACUCGCUGUACGUCCUGACACCAGACAUUGCUGCUACAGCCAGCACCAGCAAUAACAGUGCUCUCCAAGAGUCGUUAAACCAGAAUUUCCUGCUGGUCAUUACCCACCGAGAGGCUCAGAGGGACUACAACCUCAACUUUCCCGGCUUCAGAACCAUACAGGAGGUGAAAAGAAAUGUUUCAGACUUGACCAACAUCCCAGUACGGCAUCAGCAGUGGGAGGGUUGGCCUGCAUCAGCAUCCGAUGAUUCAAUGACACUAGCGCUUUCCGGAAUCAGCUUUCCCUGCCAUCAUCUCAGUGUUUGUCGAAGGUCCUCACCAGCAAUCGCCCAGGAGCCCCCCGGAGAAGAGUGUGCAGAUGUCAUGAUGAUUAGCGACAGUGAAGGUGAAGAUUUCGAAGAUCCAUCAGAGUUCGGGAUGGACGAUUCAGAGCUGUUUGGAAUGAGCUCCUCUAACUGCCCAAGAUCACCUAUGAUGCCAGAGAAUAGUCAAAAUGACACUGAUGCCUUACUUCACUUUACUGACGAAUUUUCUUCGAGGUACGGUGAGACCCACCCAAUGUUCUUCAUUGGCUCUUUGGAUGCAGCAUCUCAAGAGGCCUUCUAUGGCAAAGCCAGAGAUAGAAAGCUGCUUGCGAUCUACCUCCACAACGACGACAGUGUUCUCAGCAACGUCUUCUGCUCCCAGCUUUUAUGCGCUGACUCCAUUGUCUCCUACCUGAGCCAGAACUUCGUCACAUGGGCUUGGGAUGUCACCGAAGACGCCAACAAAUCAAAACUACUCACUGUAUGCUCGAGGAACUUUGGCAAUGUGGUUGCACGGACUGUUCGGACAAACAAGACAGACCAGUUCCCCUUGCUCCUUAUAGUCAUGGGCAAACGCACAUCCAAUGAAGUCCUAAACGUUAUUCAGGGGAAUACGACACUGGAUGAGUUGUUGAUGAAGUUAAUGGGAGCAGUGGAAAUUUUCACAGCACAACAACAGGAGGACAUCAAGGACGAGGACGAGCGCGAGGCGAGGGAGAUGGUGAAGAAGGAACAGGACGAGGCGUAUCGUUUGUCUUUAGAGGCCGACCGUAAGAAGAGAGAAGAACAAGAGAAAAAAGAGGCUGAACUGGUUCGCCUUGAACAAAUGAAAAAGGAGCAGGAGGAGGAGAAGGAGGCAUUACGCUUGUCACUGGAGCAAGGCCUACCUCCAGAGCCUGACCAGGAAGCGGGAGACAUCUGCACACUGAGGAUCCGCACCCCAAGCGGCGAGUUUCUUGAAAGGCGUUUCCUGAGUACUUGUAAGCUCCAAGUGCUGUUUGACUUUGUGGCAUCCAAAGGAUACCCCAGCGAAGAAUACAAGCUCCUCACCACCUUCCCUCGCAGAAAUGUAACGGACUUGGAUCCAGGGUCGACUCUGCUGGAGGCCAAGUUGUUUCCACAGGAGACUCUCUUCCUGGGGGCCAAAGAGUAGUACACCCGGCCCUUGGAUUGCUGAGAGACUGACUGAUAAACUGGCUGGACGCACAUUAGUCACCAAGCAUGGGCCCCAUCCCAGUCUGGGCCUACACUAUACAUGCACACACUUACACAUAGACUUACACAAAGGUGAAACUCUCAGACGUACAUGAACACACAGGCACAUUCACACAAGUGCAAGUAAGCUUUUCUGCCCUCGGCCUGGUCGUGUUAUAGGAAUGGGUGGUGUGGUGUACACGUGUUGCACAGAGGAGCAAAGACAGUAUCACAAGCACACAGCCAAACACUUCACAACCCUUAAUCCCGUCUCUUUCUCUCUCUGCCCAACUCCUCACAUACACUUAACACACACUUCACCUUCCAGGACUGCUGUGUCAUGGUUUGUCUCACACAAGACAAGCUGUGGACAAGUGUUGAGAGACUGAGAUGACAAAUCAUUGUCACACGAAACAAAAAUCAAGGACUUGUCCCUGGUUUUUUUCAGCUAAACACAACAAUGCUGUUUUACUAGAACAUUUUUUUUUGUUUUGUUUUCAAUGAUUAAAAAUGAUCUAAAAAUGUCAUAGGAAAAACUUCAAUAAACCUGAGCUGACUCGUUUAAACCUCUAUUGACCCUCCUAAGGCUAAUUUAUGCUCGAUGUUAGGUACACGUAUGAAUAUGCACAAAGCCUUCCGUCUCCACUCUGUGUUCAUAUCAUCCAUAUUUCUUUCCGUUGCCUGGAAGCCAAUGAAUAUGGACCAACAGAGGAGCUCCACCGCGAACCUUGGAGGCAGCGUAGCCGCUGAGUGCAACUGACUGACUGAGGCACCAAGAAGAAAGUAGCUCAUCCUUGAGGGCAAUCUGUGUUGCGCGACACACCCUCCUGAUCAAUUUGAAACGUUUUACCAAAGCUUGCUUGAUUCCCGUUACAGAGGAGGUGCAGGGGGACAGUGGGAUAUUCAGCCUCGCUCGCAGAUUACGUGACUCGUUGUCCUUGUUAUGGGCCGUCACUCUGCUGAACGAGUCGCCAAAUCCCAGCGUGGGUAUCUUGGAAACGUAGAAAGCGAGGGUCGUCAUCGAUUUCCCUAACCUAGCGGCUGCAAGAACCACCGCUACCGACUACACGGAUUUAUUUUCUUUCUCAAACGGUACAUUAUUGGUGUCUCCACCUCUCGCCAUGUCAUUAACAACUUCCGCUACUCUAUUGCCAGGGGCUGUUGACACCGCGCUGCCCCCCUGUGGAGGUGUAUUGUAAUGUCCACGUCAACAUAAAGGGUGUUUGCAUGAAGGCCGUGACGAAAACAUCUUCUCAAAUGAAUGCUUUAAUUUGACUGUGUACAUAGAGCAUAAAUCAGCCUUUAACCUUUCCCAACUCCACAGUUGACCCCCGCCCCGCCCCGCCCCGCCCCGCCCCGCCCUGUCCUCACCACGUCUUCCACCUCCUUACUCCCGUCCGUCUGCUAUCCACAUAGGGGACAGGGCCUGAUGGGACACCAGCAGCAUCUGCAAUGUCUCUUCAGCCUUUGCUCAUCCUUGAUUUAACCGCCACUGCUCAACAAGCCAAUAGCGUUCAGGGUUUUUUCUUUUCUUUUCUUUAUUUCUUUUUCUUCUUUUGAAUCCUUGUUGAAGUUUGUUCCUGUGUUAGGUUCAGUUUGAUAUACAUUAUAUAAAAUAUAUGUUUAUGAGCAUCAA
Messenger RNA from Salarias fasciatus (jewelled blenny), 3940 nucleotides. RefSeq names its product Fas (TNFRSF6) associated factor 1 (gene faf1). The record is from RefSeq and is a predicted model, not a curated record. The coding region runs from base 263 to 2263 and encodes 666 amino acids. The transcript has 19 exons. Gene Ontology annotation, cellular component: endoplasmic reticulum; nucleus. NCBI's taxonomy places the organism in Eukaryota, Metazoa, Chordata, Actinopteri, Blenniiformes, Blenniidae. Gene Ontology annotation, biological process: ERAD pathway. Gene Ontology annotation, molecular function: NF-kappaB binding; ubiquitin binding.